CCAAAAAUAAAGACAGUCCAGACAGACAGACAGUCGCAGUCCCUUCAAGCUCUUCUGCACACAGCUACAAAUAAACAGGGUAUUUGCUAGUCGAGACCCGCUCUCUUAAAUUAUCAGUCUCGAUUGCUUUGCUUUGCGUUGGGUCUUGGACUGGUCGACUGGUCGUCGCGACUGUUUGACUGGUCGAGUGCCUCACCUGCUGCUCGUCUGUCCGUCGGCGGGCAGAACUCAACUGAAGCUCAGCUGUGGCUCAGCGCUUUGUUUUUUGUAUCUGGCGUAUAAAAAGCAUCUUCAGCUGGCGCACAAAUUUUAAUCAGUCCGAAAGGCUGCGUCCGUCCACAACAGAAACGAAUCGCUAACGAAUCGCAUUCGAGACUCAGCUGAAUACGCGAGUGAACAGUGUUGUAAAGUGCAAACACAAGUGAAUCAAUCCAAAGAAUCUAACGGCAAAAAUGUCUCACAAAAAAUCCGUGGCCAAUCUUCUGCUGAUGGGGCUGGCGCUGCAACUGACCUCGGCGGUGCUGGCGGACGUCUCGCACUUGGAGUACUCAAUCUCGCCCAGCUCCCAGCUGGGCGCCUAUCACUAUCCCGCGCCACGUGCCCCGCAGCGUCAGCUGUCGCAUCAACAGGUGGCGCGACAAUUUGUGGAGCCAGCCCUGGAGCAUGCGGCCUUUACCCAGGUGCUAACCAGCAGUGGCUACGUGUUCGGUGGCAGCACAGUCGCCGCCGCCGCCGCUGCCUCGGCACCACUGACCGCUGCCGCCGCAGCGACGGGUCGUUCCAUAGGCUCGCCGACGGCGCAUGCGGAUGCCAAUUCGCUUAAUUUGAAGCUGCCCGUGCCCUUUGGCCUGAUGCCAUUGAAUGUGGCGAAUUUGCCGCUGCAGGCGGGCGCCUCGUACGCCACAGUGCCGCGCACCACCGGGCUGACCUCCUACGGCACGGCGCAAAUACAAAGGCGCUGACCACCACCAGUUGCACCACAUAUGUAUAGGAUUUCGUAGGCAUCGAUUUUAGUUGAUAUUAAGUUGAACGCAAGCCACAGAGUCAACCGACUGUUUUAUUACCUCUGUGUGUGAGUGUGAGUAAGUGUGUGUGUGUGUGUGUGUGAAUCAUCUUAGUGAAUAUACUCGAAAUAUACUCGAAAUAUAUUCGAAAUAUGCUCGUAAAUAAAGUAAAAGCUACUUGCCAUUUAAAGCUCUCGCCACAACUAAACACAAAGAUCAAAUUUA
This is a messenger RNA of Drosophila virilis, 1229 nucleotides long. RefSeq lists its product as uncharacterized. The record is from RefSeq and is a predicted model, not a curated record. Lineage: Eukaryota; Metazoa; Arthropoda; Insecta; Diptera; Drosophilidae.